AUGAAUCUGGUCGACCUGUGGCUAUCCCGUUCCCUCUCCAUGUGUCUCCUCCUCCAGAGCUUUGUUCUGAUGAUACUGUGCUUUCAUUCCGCCAGUAUGUGUCCCAAAGGCUGCCUUUGCUCUUCCUCUGGAGGUUUAAAUGUCACCUGUAGCAAUGCAAAUCUCAAGGAAAUACCCAGAGAUCUCCCUCCUGAAACAGUUUUGCUGUAUCUGGACUCCAAUCAGAUCACAUCGAUCCCCAAUGAGAUUUUUAAGGACCUCCACCAACUGAGGGUUCUCAACCUGUCCAAAAACGGCAUCGAGUUUAUCGAUGAACAUGCGUUCAAGGGAGUAGCAGAAACCUUGCAGACCCUGGACCUCUCGGACAACAGGAUUCAAAGCGUGCACAAAAAUGCCUUCAAUAAUCUGAAGGCUAGGGCCAGAAUCGCCAAUAACCCUUGGCACUGUGACUGCACCCUCCAGCAAGUUCUGAGGAGCAUGGCGUCCAAUCACGAGACAGCACACAAUGUAAUUUGCAAGACCUCCGUGUUGGAUGAGCAUGCCGGGAGACCGUUCCUCAACGCUGCCAACGAUGCUGACCUUUGUAACCUCCCGAAAAAGACGACUGACUAUGCCAUGCUAGUCACCAUGUUUGGCUGGUUCACCAUGGUGAUCUCGUACGUGGUGUAUUACGUGCGGCAGAAUCAGGAGGACGCCCGGAGACACCUUGAAUACUUGAAAUCCCUGCCAAGCAGGCAAAAGAAAGCUGACGAGCCCGAUGACAUUAGCACUGUGGUAUAA
Arvicola amphibius (Eurasian water vole) is the source of this 780-nucleotide messenger RNA. RefSeq names its product leucine rich repeat containing 3B (gene Lrrc3b). The coding region runs from base 1 to 780 and encodes 259 amino acids. Gene Ontology annotation, molecular function: protein binding. The record is from RefSeq and is a predicted model, not a curated record. The transcript has a single exon. Lineage: Eukaryota; Metazoa; Chordata; Mammalia; Rodentia; Cricetidae.